UUGAAUGAAAUCUGGCAACCGUCGAUACCGGAAGUGCUCGUUGUCAGCCAGCGCGGGAAAAGGGUCUGUUUGGAUGAGAGCGCGAAGUGACCUGUACCGAGCAAUUCUUACCAGAGAUACAUCUUAAAUUGACCAGUGUCAGGAUGAAGGUGGUGACUUGUGAGAUUGCCUGGCAUAAUAAGGAGCCAGUAUACAGUAUGGACUUUCAGCAGAAUGGUGGGGGAAGGAUUCAGCGCCUGGCUACAGCUGGAGUGGACACCACAGUGCGGAUGUGGCGUGUUGAUAAAGGUCCUGAUGGGAAGGCGGUUGUUGAGUUUUUGUCUAACCUGGCACGACACACUAAAGCAGUGAACGUGGUGCGUUUCUCACCUGCUGCUGAGCUUUUGGCUUCUGGAGGGGACGAUGCGGCUAUCCUGCUUUGGAAGCUGAAUGACAAUAAGGAACCUGAACAAGUUCCAACUUUCCAGGAAGAUGAAGAUGCUCAACUCAAUAAAGAGAGUUGGAGUGUGGUGAAGACUCUAAGGGGACACAUUGAGGAUGUGUAUGAUAUCUCAUGGACCAGCGAUGGAAAUUUUAUGGUUUCUGGCUCUGUGGACAACACUGCCAUCAUGUGGGACAUCAACAAAGGUCAGAAGAUGUGCAUCUUUAAUGAUCAUAAGAGUUAUGUGCAGGGAGUAACAUGGGACCCCCUUGGUCAGUACAUUAGCACCCUAAGCUGUGACAGGGUGAUGCGUGUGUACAGUGCUCACACCAGGAAAAAAGCUUACUGUGUGAGUAAACUGACAUCGACCGCUGCUGCAGAUGGAGAGGUAAAGAACUACAGAAUGUUCCAUGAUGACAGCAUGAGAUCAUUCUUCAGACGUCUCACCUUCACACCAGAUGGGUCAUUUCUUCUUGCACCAGCUGGUUGUGUUGAAGUUGGAGAGAAUGUCACAAACACCACAUAUGUAUUUUCCAGAAAAAGCUUCAAAAGACCCAUAGCUCAUCUGCCCUGUCCAUCUAAAGCAACUUUGGCUGUGAGGUGCUGCCCGGUUUUCUUUGAGCUCAGGACCAAGAAAGCUGAAGAUGGUUCACUGAAGCCAGUGUCAAACGCAUUUAAUUUACCAUAUCGGCUGGUGUUUGCCGUAGCGUCAGAAGACUCAAUCUACUUUUAUGACACACAACAGACAGUGCCGUUUGGAUAUGUUUCCAACAUCCACUACCACACGCUCAGUGAUCUCAGCUGGUCUCGAGAUGGCUCCUUCUUGGCAGUGUCCUCCACUGAUGGCUACUGUUCCUUCGUGUCAUUUGAGGAGGGGGAAAUUGGCACCCCACUGAAGGAACGGCCUCCACUAGAAAUGGUGACCCCAUCCUCCACCAAUGAGAAGAAAGGAAAGAGACUUUCCGCCAAUGGCAGGACCUCUUCUCCUGUGCCUCGCUCAACCAACACACCUGCUGCACAGGAAAAGAAGAAAGAGGCACCUGCUGUUCCUGCCGCCUCCAAAACCCCCAGUGUAUCUGGUCCAGAAGAAAAACGCACACCCCAAGGAACCAGAAUUAAACCUCAGCCCAGACGGAUUACACUCAACACCCUGGAAGGAUGGGGCAAACCCAGCACCCCCAAAUCACCAGCAUCUACCCCUAAUACAGCCCCUAGCACCCCCAAAUCUGCCCCCUCCACACCUGCCUCCAGCAAAGGACCACUUACACCCCAUACUGCCCCCAGUACUCCUCUUGGGCCCAUUAACUCUAAAAGCACCACCACUCCAAAGGGACCCACUCCUAGACGGAUUUCACUGACACCAGUUGUAGCCAAGUCUCAGGUUUUUGUCUCCCCGUCUUCUACUGAGAAAGCAAAGCAUGAAAGACCAUCUCCACCCAGUGACCCGGCAUGCAAACCUCCAGAAUUUAAAAGGUCCAAAACUGAUGGUCCGGUUGACACUGCACAGAGCAGUGGGAGUGAAGAAAAAAGUGCCAAACCCCAGCAACCUUAGACACUAAACACAGUUCAUUGUGCCUUAUUAGCAUUCAGAGAUGAAGUACGUCUAUUAUACCAUUAACUCAAUCCUGUGCUGCACAUGUUUACACGGACAUAUGGAGUCAGACAUGGACAUGCAAAUCUUCACUUAGUGAUUAAAAUAUCUUCCUACUUUGUAUGAGCAUAUGUUAUUUGAAGAAAAUUUUGUAUAAUUUUCAAACAACCUGUUUUCUUAUCAGUUUAAAAUGUAUUUUGUCUUAUUAUCAAGUCUUAUGGACUUGAAUGCUUUAUUUUUGUGCCGUCAUUUUAAAUGUCAUAAAACGUUGUCAAAAGUGGUAUAAAGUUAUUCAAGAACUAAACGUUUUUGAAAACUUUGCUUUCUUUGUUUUGCUCAGCUGCAUUUGGUCAUAAAGAUUAGCUUGACCAUUAGGGAACAACUUUGGAAAAAUGACUAAUGACUUCAUUUAUAAAAUAUACUAAAUGAAAAAUGUAUAUGGGGGCAUGCAUAAUACAUGUGUGGGACCUUUUCUGGAAACAUUACACAAAAGUUUUGUAUAAAUAAUACGGUUCAAUUUGUUAACAUUAGUUAACUGCAUUAGUUAACGCUUGCAAUAAACAGUACC
This is a messenger RNA of Paramisgurnus dabryanus, 2580 nucleotides long. RefSeq names its product chromatin assembly factor 1, subunit B (gene chaf1b). NCBI's taxonomy places the organism in Eukaryota, Metazoa, Chordata, Actinopteri, Cypriniformes, Cobitidae. Gene Ontology annotation, biological process: nucleosome assembly; DNA replication-dependent chromatin assembly. Gene Ontology annotation, molecular function: protein binding. The record is from RefSeq and is a predicted model, not a curated record. Gene Ontology annotation, cellular component: nucleus; CAF-1 complex.